UUCCAAAAAGCCGUCUCUCACCUUCGGCAAGCCCGCCCAGUCGCUCUGGCCCGCGCCGCCCCGCUUCCAGGUGUUCCCACGGCCCGCGCCUCCCCGCCCCGGGCCCUCCCCCCGGCUUCGGGCAGGUUCAAUCCCCAGAGCCGGCCCCACGCCCGCAUCCUCCUCCCACUCCGUCCCGGGCCGCCGCCGCUAAAACCCGAGGCUCCCCGGUGGAACUGCCUUCUCCUCUCGGGUCCGGGGCGGGCUCUGAGCGCUCCUGCAAAGACCCAAGGUGUUAAGUCUCCAGGGGAGCCCUGAGCCGGGGGUAGGGGGGCGCGAUCCGGGACCCGGCGGGGUCAUGGAGCCCCAGGGGACGCUAAGUUCGGAGAAGCAGGGACCCGCCCUCUUUGGAGAUCCCCCGCCAAACGAGGGGCUGCCCGCCCCGGGGGUCCUCCGCAUGGAGAGUGGCGGGGACGGCGGCGGCACAUCGGAGGCCCCAAGCCCCGACGCUGAGCCCUUGCCGCCGGAGGAAAAGGCUGCUCCCCCUGAGCAGGAGGAGGCGUGGGAGUGCCGCCGCCGCCUCCCGCGUUCCUUCUCCCUGCCCGCGGACCCGAUCUUGGAGGCGGCCAAGUUGCUGCAGCAGCGACAGCAGCUUGGCCUGGGGCUGGGCCCGGAGGGCGGCGAGCGGGCCGAGGGCGCGCCGCACAGCUCCGGCGGCUGCUGCGCCAAGUGCAAGAAGCGGGUGCAGUUCGCGGACGCGCUGGGGCUGAGCCUGGCCAGCGUGAAGCACUUCAGCGAGGCCGAGGAGCCGCAGGUGCCGCCCGCCGUGCUCUCGCGCCUCCGCAGCUUCCCCCUGCGCGCCCAAGACCUAGAGCAGCUUCCCGGCCUCUUGGCCGCGGCGGCAGCGGCCGCGCCCCUCUCCGCGCCACCUCCCCGGCUUCGGCCUCUUUUCCAGCUUCCCGGGCCGAGCGCCGCCGCCGAGCGACUGCGGCGGCAGCGCGUGUGCUUGGAGCGCGUGCAGUGCUCGGUGCCCUCGGGCGCAGAGGUGACGGGCUCCGGCCGGGUGCUGGGCUGCCCCGGGCCGAGAGCCGUGGCGGUGCGCUACACCUUCACCGAGUGGCGCUCCUUCCUGGACGUGGCGGCCGAGCUGCAGCCCGAGCCGGCGGAGCCACAGCCGCCAGAGGCGUCGUCCGGGGGGCCCGGGGACGCCGAGGGGGAGCCGGGCGCCGAGCGCUUCCACUUCUCGCUGUGCCUGCCGCCGAGUCUGCAGCCCCAGGAGGGGGAAGACGCGGACGCGCCGGGCGCCGCGGUCCACUUCGCCGUCUGCUACCGCUGCGCGCAGGGCGAGUACUGGGACAACAACGCGGGGGCCAACUACACGCUGCGCUACGUGCGCCCUUCCGACGCGCUCUGAGCCCGAGGCCCUGCCCCAGGCCCCGCGCCGCCUCACAGCUGCCGGGUGACCUGCGGAGACGUCUUCCUGAGCACCGUCCACCGGGGAAGGAAAGGAGGGAGCCGUUCAGCUGUAAACUCCCACCAGGACGGAUCCUUCGAGCAAGCAUCGUGAGCCCGGGGAAAGCACCGAACCUGCCCGGCCCGUUUUCUCCUCGCUUAGGCCUCUCUAGGCUGCCUCUAGAAUUCUCGCCCUGCGCCAGAAUGCGAAAAAAUUCUUGACUCCGAGCCGUAGCUGCCUUCAAGGAAAAGGCCCUAACCCCUGUGCACAGCUGUAAGACCUUGGGAUUUGUUUUCAACUGUAGACAUCGUGUUUUAGCCUUUGCAGCUUGCUGCAGACGCCUCGGGUCUCAGGGAAAGGACAGGCAUCCCGCCACAUCCUGCGGAGAGAAGGUGCCGGACUGUGGGUGUGCGCUGGAGCCUUCACACAGCGGCCCGUUUCUCGGUGAAAACCGGGUGGGGCCUUGGCUGGGCUGUCCUUUUCUCUUAACUGGGAUCUGGGAGAUGUUUGCACAGACUGGACGUUAUUUACUUGGCCCUUUGUGUACACACGUCUUUUAAAAAAAAUAAAGGCCACUUGCA
Callorhinus ursinus (northern fur seal) is the source of this 2013-nucleotide messenger RNA. It is a transcript of the gene PPP1R3G, whose product is annotated as protein phosphatase 1 regulatory subunit 3G. NCBI's taxonomy places the organism in Eukaryota, Metazoa, Chordata, Mammalia, Carnivora, Otariidae. Gene Ontology annotation, molecular function: glycogen binding; protein phosphatase 1 binding. The record is from RefSeq and is a predicted model, not a curated record. Gene Ontology annotation, cellular component: protein phosphatase type 1 complex. Gene Ontology annotation, biological process: regulation of glycogen biosynthetic process.